CUCUAUUUUCCUAUCUACAUAAAAGGGGUGCCAAAAUCUCAUGACCAAACAAAUUAGUAAGAAAAUAAAAAAAACUAGAAAGGAGAAAGAAAAAAAAAGAAACAGAAAGAAGAACAUGCAAAGAACAUGGCAUCUCCAUGUCGUAAGCUUCAUAGGCUUUCUCUCUUUCCUUAGAAUAUUCUUUCCUCUCCUGAAAUGGUUCGUCACCAGAUUCCUCCUCACAAACCCCAAGCUGCUCAAGCGUUACGGCUCGUGGGCUAUGGUUACUGGAGCCACAGACGGAAUAGGACGCGCCUUUGCUCACGAGCUGGCCAAACACGGUCUUAACCUCAUCCUAGUCAGCAGAAACCCUUUGAAGCUCGCUUCUGUCUCCGAUGAUUUCCGACAAGAGUUUCCCCACAUUAAGAUCAAGAUCAUUCCCUUUGACUUCUCCUCUGGGGGAUAUGGAGCAAUCGAGGAGGGGAUCAAAGGCGUUGAAGUUGGGAUUCUGAUAAACAACGUUGGGGUAACUUAUCCACGAGCCAUGUUCUUCCACGAGGUUGACCAACUCACAUGGACCAAAAUCGUGAGGGUCAAUCUUGAAGCCACCACAUGGGUCACACGAGCUCUCAUCGGACCAAUGCUUCACCGUCACCGAGGAGCCAUCAUCAAUAUCAGCUCCGGAGCCGGCGUUGUUGUCCCUUCUCAUCCUCUCUACGCCAUUUACGCCGCCACCAAAGCUUAUGUUGAUAAACUAUCAAGAUCUCUACAUGUGGAAUACAAGCAUUUUGGUAUCGACGUCCAGUGCCAGGUACCGUUAUACGUGGCAACGAGGAUGGUGUCAGAAGUAGCAGCUAUCGAUAAACCAAGCUUCUUUAUACCGUCGCCGGAAGUCUACGCAAAAGCGGCGGUGGAGCGGAUCGGAAUUGGAUCACAAUGCUCGCCGUUUUGGGCUCAUUCCCUUCAGUGGUUUCUCGCCGGGCUUUUGCCGGAUAACCUCCUUGAUACUUGGCGUCUCUCUAUCGGCCUUCGUAGAAGAAGUUUAUCUUAACCGAAUCAUCAUAAUUUAAAUGUUCUAAAAUGUAUACUAGAGUGAAGAGCAUCCUUAGCCAAAGAGUCUGCCAAAGAAUAACUGUUACGAGAAACAUAAUUAAAAGAGAUACUUUCAAAUCCAAGAGGAUACACCAUCAUUACUUUGAAUCCUUAAUAAUUACUAAUACCCUUCACUAAUCACUAGGUAUAUAGUAUUGUUUUACAUCCUCAACAUUCUUCUUAUAUGUUCAUUUGGC
Molecule: messenger RNA, 1268 nt
Organism: Thlaspi arvense
Lineage: Eukaryota; Viridiplantae; Streptophyta; Magnoliopsida; Brassicales; Brassicaceae
Source: the annotation of a GenBank genome assembly